Blastocystis hominis is the source of this 1290-nucleotide messenger RNA. RefSeq lists its product as hypothetical. Lineage: Eukaryota; Bigyra; Opalinata; Blastocystidae. The transcript has 4 exons. The record is from RefSeq and is a predicted model, not a curated record. The coding region runs from base 1 to 1290 and encodes 429 amino acids.
AUGCCACAAUACAGCCAAGCGAACCUUCAAAGUCGCUUGACGAACGUGAGCAUCCUAUUCAAAGUCACACUGAUGAUUUUACUUCACACUUUCGAAUGGGGAUUAUCGGUUUUGGAUGUGAUCCUGAUACUGUGGCAAUGUACCCUGACCAAUCACUUUGAUUUGGUUUGCGGUUUUGUCUCCGGCUCGAAGCGGGAUUCUGAGUUUUUGGGUCCUUCUCUACUCACCCCAAAAUUCAGAUUAUACUAUCGCAUUGGUGAUCUGUUCCGCGAAGAGCCGCUUCAGCGCGACCACACCGAAAUGCAAUGUGUGAGCAUUCUCAGCCCCACCAACACCCGUUUUACCACGGCCAUGCGUGCCCUGGAAGUAUCCUUGUCUCUGUUUGUUUCAUUCCGAGUGGACUUCACGUUGUGUGUCCCAGCCCCAUUUGUUUCACAGAAAACGAAGCCAUUACACUCUUCCGCACCGCCACCUCGCGCCGCCUCGCCUUCUUCAUCGCCAAUCCCUUCUGCUACUUCGGCAUGGCGCAGAUCGUGCGAAUCCACCUCUUUCCUUUCACAUCCUCAGAUGCGCGAGCUUCUUCAUCGAAACGUUCUCGGCGAUCUUCUCUCCAUCCGCAUCACCCAUCUCUGCAAUGACUCCUUUCUCUCUCUCGACGAUUCCUUCCCUCCCAGUCCCUCCCGUCUCGGCGUUUCCGACUGCACCGCGCAGCUCGCUCUCCCCGCUUACGAAUUCCUCCGAUUUGUCACGGGGAAAGAAGCCUAUCGCCUCAUGGCCUGCCUUUCUUCCCCGUUUCCCGGGCAUUUACUCGACGAUUCCGCGUUUAUCACGCUCGAAUUAGAAACCGGCGUCAUCGCCACCAUCCGAGCCUCCAAACUGGCGCUCCUUCACUCCCGCCAACUCUCCAUCGAGAUCGACGGUUCCAUUGGAAGCCUCGCCUGGAACAGUGUUUCGCCUUCGAAACUGACGGUGGGAAUGCUGGACGGCGGGGUGGAGGAAGUUUCGGCGGCAUGGGAAGGGGAGUUUCAUGGCGUGAGGGUCUCGGAAUUCUUUCGAAACUCGGGGAGAAAGGGAGAAGGCGAGAGUGAGGCGUUGCGGAAUAUGUAUGGAUGCUUCUAUGCGGAGAUUUGCGCAGUGCUGAGUGGGAAGAAAGCGAAGUUCGCUUCGGUGGGAGCAAAGGAAGGCAUGGAGAGCAUCUUGUUCCUAUCGAGCUGUAUCACGAGUAAUAUGCAUUCGAAUAGCUGGGUGGAGCUGGAUUGUGGCAUUGCAAAUCAGAUGGUUUCUUUCUAA